Molecule: messenger RNA, 1245 nt
Organism: Heterocephalus glaber (naked mole-rat)
Lineage: Eukaryota; Metazoa; Chordata; Mammalia; Rodentia; Bathyergidae
Gene: Fam216a
Product: family with sequence similarity 216 member A
Source: RefSeq, a predicted model, not a curated record
GCCCGCCUCGCUCUCCCGAAGCGACGCGAGCAGUGUCCAGCGUCGCCUGCUCUUCGCCCGCAGCUCCCCGCCUGACGCACGCGUACUGACGGGGGAGGGCAGGGAGUGCUUCUGGCGCACACGGCUCGCGGUCGGGGCGCAGGGGAGAUGCCGGGCCAGGGUCCUGAGUCCGACUGGACGGACAGCGGCUCUUUCGCGGAGCCGCCCGUGGUGGCCGGGGACGAGGGCGGCGGCGGCGGCGGCGGCGGAUCAGCUGGACAGUCUUAUUACAAUCCCAAAGGUACUGAUAGAAUCAAAGAUGGACACAAAGUGAACUCACACAUAGCCAAGCUGCAAGAGGUAUGGAAAACUCCUCAAAUUCAAAUUCACAUCUCUAAAUCAAUGAUGGGUGCAUCCUUUCUAAAGCAUCCAGAUCUCACCAUGGGCCAGAAGCGUUAUCUGUGCAGCAUUGCUAAGAUCUAUAACACAAACUACCUGAGGACAUUCAUGAAGGGGCAGUACAUGAAUGUGAUUCAGCGCAGCUCAUUAAAGCCAGGUGUCCUCAUUCAUCACAGGAGUCGCCUCAGCUCUCGUUACUCACAGAGACAGCAUUACCCCUGCACUACAUGGCGACACCAGAGGGAAAGAGAGGACUCUUUUAGCGGCGCAGCUGCAUCUGCACCUGAAAUGAUCAUCCAGCAUUCUCUUUGGCGGCCAGUGAGAAACAAAGAAGGGUUAAAAACUGGAUAUGCAUCUAAAAUAAGAUGUAAGUCACUGAAGAUUUUCAGAAGACCAAGUAAACUGUUCAUGCAAUCAGUUUCUUCAAAUGAUUCUGGAUCAUACAUGAAUGAAGAAAAAAAGGAAGAUGAUCUGUUAAACAAAUGUAUGCAAUCAAUGUCCAUUGAAGAACAGGGAGAACACCUAAUGUUAACCUGAUAGUCUCGUUACUGAAUUCACACAGCAGCUGAUAUCCAGACAUCAUGCCAAAGGGGUCGUAAAUUGUGCCCUGUGUGUAGGAUAGUGUUAUUCACCAUUAAGUCAUCCAUUUGGUUUGUUCAGAAACUUUCACAAUUAUAAUUGGUCUGAUAUAGUUCCAUGUACCAGUGCCAUUUGUGUAACAGAAUUUAUGUGUAAUAUAUGCUUGUAUUUCUGUCUGGGUAAAUUAUAAUUUUUCUUGUCACUUAAAAUUGAAUUAUUUUUCUUUAAAUCUGACAAAUGCAUUGUAUAAUUCUUCUGUGUACAAUAAAUUCUAAUAUGGCAACAUUA